Molecule: messenger RNA, 2071 nt
Organism: Sarcophilus harrisii (Tasmanian devil)
Lineage: Eukaryota; Metazoa; Chordata; Mammalia; Dasyuromorphia; Dasyuridae
Gene: BEST1
Product: bestrophin 1
Exons: 8
Coding region: 164-2065 (633 amino acids)
Molecular function (GO): chloride channel activity
Source: RefSeq, a predicted model, not a curated record
GAUCCUCAGUGAGAGCCAGAGGCUGCUCUUUGAGAAGCUGGCCCUGUACUGUGACAAAUACGCCCAACUCAUCCCCGUGUCCUUUGUGCUCGGUUUCUACGUGACCCUGGUUGUAUCCCGCUGGUGGAGCCAGUACCAGAGCAUCCCUUGGCCUGACCGGCUUAUGAACCUGGUCUCGGCCAACGUGGAGGGCGAGGGCGAGCAAGGCCGGCUGCUUCGCCGCACCCUGAUGCGCUACGCCCACCUGUGCACCGUGCUCAUCCUCCGUUCAGUCAGCACUGCUGUCUACAAGCGCUUCCCCAGCACCCAACACUUAGUGCGGGCUGGCCUCAUGACCCCUGAAGAGCACAAACAAUUUGAGAGCCUCAACUCUCCCCACAACAAAUUCUGGGUCCCGUGUGUGUGGUUCUCCAACCUGGCCGCCAAAGCCCGGAGAGAGGGCCAGAUCAGGGACAGCGUUGUUCUCCAGGGUAUCCUUAAUGAACUGAACACCUUACGCUCUCAGUGCGGCGCGCUCUACGGCUAUGACUGGAUCAGCGUGCCUCUAGUCUACACACAGGUGGUCACCGUCGCCGUCUACAGCUUCUUUCUGGCCUGUCUGAUAGGACGCCAGUUUCUGGAUCCGGCCAAAUCCUACCCAGGCCAUGAGCUCGACCUUUUCGUGCCCGUUUUCACCCUUCUCCAGUUCUUCUUCUACGCUGGUUGGUUAAAGGUAGCCGAGCAGCUCAUUAACCCCUUUGGAGAGGAUGAUGAUGAUUUUGAGGCCAACUGGCUGAUCGACCGGAAUUUACAGGUAUCUCUCCUGGCCGUGGAUGAGAUGCACCAGGACCUGCCAGUCCUGGAAAAGGACGUGUUCUGGAACGACCCCGAUCCCCACCUGCCCUACACGGCCGCAGCCGCCGAGUCCAAGCGGGCCUCCUUCCUGGGCUCCACCUUCGACAUCAACAUGCAGAAAGAAGAGAUGGAAUUUCAGCCCCUGGAGCAAAUUAAGGAGAAUGAGGAGGCGAACCACUCAACUCCCUUCAUGGGUCCCUUCAGCCGCCUCCUGGGGGUUCAGCCGCCCGGCUUCACCAGGUCCGCCUCUAGAAUGAACCUGCUUCGGAGGAGGGAUUACUCGUACCAGGACGUGGGCAAGCCCAGGGGCUCCUGCCCGGCCUGGACCUCGAGGGCCGAUGCCCUUUCCCAGACCGGCAGCAGCCUGAGGGAACACUGGGAGAGUGAAGACUCGAAGCUGCGGGAGCUGGACGCCUUCAUCUCCACGCCCUUCUGCGAGAGGCCCGGCUUCUACAGCGCCCCCCAGACCCCCAUCAGCUCCUUCCCUCUGGUCUUCCCGCUGAGGCGUCCGCCGGGCAGAAGAGGCGCCACCCUGGUCCAGCCGGGCCCGGCCUCCGCCAAGGACAACUGUGCCAACUUGGGCCCCUCCCAGGCCAGCGACAUGGACGCCAGCCAGAACUCCGUGACCUCCAGCGUGAGGGAAACUUUUGUCUGGCCCACAGAGAGAGGCAGAAGCCCCGAGGCUUCCUUGGUGGGCCCCCUGGAGGACCAUCUACCCAGGAAACUCGAAGACCUCAGUGUCCCAGGGACCCCGGAGGCCCAAACCCCAGCUUCCGAGAGUCUCAGCAGGCUGUUCCAGGCCGACGGGGAGAAGCCGGACGGCUGCAGGAGGCCCAGAAGCCCCUGGCAGCCCUGGCUGGCCCUGGAGGGCACCUCUGCCCUCUGUUUGGGUUCUCUGCCCGCUACAACAGGCAGCCCCAGUGGUGACCCUGCCCUGCCCUCCACCAGCCCCCUGGCACCUCCAUCGCUCUCUGCCGUCAGGUCCAGCAAAGCCGCUGUCCCUGGCUCAGAGGGCGCCGGGCCCAGCCCGGUCUCCAGGGAAACAUCGGAGGCCCUGAGGGACCGGGGGAGCAACGUCGCCUUCCCUGGCGGGCGCAGGGCUGCCACAGAGCACUCCUCCCCCAAAGACUCGGGCAUCUCCCUGGCAGAGGGGGACCUGGCGGGCCUGGUGGAAGCAGUGCUGGAGAGAGGCGAGUUCUCCGAGUCUGGGCAAGUGGGCAGGUUCAGUUAGCCCGGG